Molecule: messenger RNA, 1176 nt
Organism: Heterobasidion irregulare TC 32-1
Lineage: Eukaryota; Fungi; Basidiomycota; Agaricomycetes; Russulales; Bondarzewiaceae
Exons: 2
Coding region: 1-1176 (391 amino acids)
Source: RefSeq, a predicted model, not a curated record
AUGUUUCACCUCCAAUCCUUAAUUCGUGCCGACUACCGCAAGUCGCUCUUCACGUCGCGAUCCGCUCUUGUCGAGAACACUAAUGCUUCGCUCAACGCGUCUGACCUCCCGUCCAGCCUCUCGUCUUGGAAUAGCAAGGCGUCGCCUACCGUCGCACUCUCCAGCGCAUGUGCGCGCCCCCAUUGCGAACCUAGCACCAAUAUCAUUCCUUUUCCUACCAAUAGCCACCCCGAUCCUUCCAUCUCGUCUGCUCUACCGCUAGACUAUGAGUCUUUAUCGCGACCGAAACGGGCACUCCCGCUCGACGCGCCCAGGCAACGAUGCCAGACGCCACCGUCCCACUCCCUCGCACCGCGCCGCAAAGCUCUGCCUCUUCCUGGUGUCAUACGCCAACGCAGCGCCAGCCAGUCGAGCGCGACCGGAGUUGUGCGCAGCCAGAAACGGCUCAAGCGUGGAAAGCGUGUCACUGCCGAGCUAAUGUUCACUGCUGCCGUCCAUCGUAGCAUCGUCUGUCGGAUGAAGCGUGCCAGAGAGCUCAACGGGUCCUGCGAGCAGAAUACAGAUGUGGAGAUGAAGAGUAUGGGAGCCAAAGAUGACGGCUCGUUAAUACUGAACGCACAGGAGGAAUUGCUCGUCGCUCGACUCUGGCAGCGGCUGGUGGACCAAGGAUGUAGCCCGGUUUUAUUGGACGACAGGACUGUGGGCGUGCCUGAUCGACCGAGGACUUCGAAUUCUGUGGGUGUUGUUGAAGACCUUUCGAUGGAUAUCACUCCCAGUCACCGGAUGGAGUCAUUGCUCCCGACGGGUAUCUCAGCUCUUAUUCACUCCCCCGCAGUCCUUCCGCCGCCUCCUACAAUAUCACCGCCGCCUCCUCCCGAAGCAUCUGUUGCCAUAUCUUCUCCUUUCAGCAUUGUGUCUUUGCCACCGCCCGUGCCACGACGCCAUGCUCCCAUUCCCUCCUCCGCACGAUCGAUAUCGGUCGCGCCAGACGCAUUGACUGUAUACACCAUGCCACAGCUCGUGGCAACGCUUACGAUACGUUACCGUGAUCGCAAAGCCGUCAAAGCACGAGCGUCUCUCCCGCAGACAAAGAAGCUCAGUCGGACGAAGAGCGCGUUGGCCACAGGACGCGUCGUUGUCGCUGAGGCUGCGGUUGGUUCUCGACUUCAUGUUUAA